AUGGGUGAAACCGCUGUGUCUUCUGAGCGACUGCUCUUUGUCAUCUCUCUGGAUAUUUCAGAGGCAUUCGUGGCAGAAAUCAAGCAACAAUUCCCUAAUGACGAUGUCACUGUUUACCAGUCGAAGCCGAAAGAAGCUGUCCCAGUCCCAGUUGAACUAUACCGCAACGCGACCAUUUUGGUGACCCUCGCAGACCUUCCUGACAUCAAAGACGCCAAGAAUCUGAAAUUGAUUCACACGGUGACUGCUGGCCUGGACCAUCUUAUGGGUCAUCCGAUCUUGACAGAUACCAAUAUUCCAAUCACUACUAGCUCCGGAGUCCAUGGUCCGCCCAUCGCCGAGUGGACACUCAUGAAUUGGCUUGUCGCGUCUCGCCAGUACAUCCGUACCUAUGAGGCCCAGAAAGAGAAACGAUGGGAUAUCAAAAAAGACGUUUUAUCGACCAAUAUCCACGAUCAAGUCGACAAGAGAGUUGGGAUUCUCGGAUACGGAAGUAUUGGGCGGCAAAUUGCCCGUCUUUCACAAGCCAUGGGAAUGACAGUCCACGCGUUUACUGCCUCUCCACGCCCAACCCCAGAGUCGCGGCAUGAUAACGGCUUUAUUGUCCCCGGAACUGGAGAUCCCGAUGGAUCGAUUCCAGCAUCAUGGCACCACGGCACAGACAAGGAAUCGAUUCGCUCAUUCUUGUCCCUGGGGCUAGAUCACUUAGUGAUCUCGCUUCCGCUAACCAAGCAAACAACACAUCUGCUGGGCGCCGAGGAGUUGACCUUGCUAUCUAAAAGCUCGAAGCACCCGAUCAGCAAGCCGUACGUGACGAAUAUCUCGCGCGGCAAAGUUAUCGACCAGGAUGCCCUCAUUGAGGCUUUGAAAUCUGGCCAGUUGAGUGGUGCCGCGCUUGAUGUCACUGAUCCGGAGCCUUUGCCUGCUGACAAUCCGCUCUGGGAUGCGCCAAAUGUGCAGAUUAGCCCUCAUGUGAGUGGACUGGGGAGAGAAUAUCUACCACGCUCGUUGAGUAUUGUGAACAUCAAUAUGGAGCGGAUAGAGAAGGGGCUGCCGUUGCUCAAUGCCUAUAAGCGAGGCAAGGGGUAUUAG
This is a messenger RNA of Penicillium maclennaniae, 1092 nucleotides long. Its product is annotated as D-isomer specific 2-hydroxyacid dehydrogenase family protein. The record is from RefSeq and is a predicted model, not a curated record. The transcript is spliced from 4 exons. The coding region runs from base 1 to 1092 and encodes 363 amino acids. Gene Ontology annotation, molecular function: NAD binding. Lineage: Eukaryota; Fungi; Ascomycota; Eurotiomycetes; Eurotiales; Aspergillaceae.